This is a messenger RNA of Salvelinus sp. IW2-2015, 2586 nucleotides long. Its product is annotated as hematopoietic lineage cell-specific protein. The record is from RefSeq and is a predicted model, not a curated record. Gene Ontology annotation, molecular function: actin filament binding. Gene Ontology annotation, cellular component: cortical actin cytoskeleton; plasma membrane; actin filament. NCBI's taxonomy places the organism in Eukaryota, Metazoa, Chordata, Actinopteri, Salmoniformes, Salmonidae. Gene Ontology annotation, biological process: regulation of actin filament polymerization.
CGCAUUAUUUCCUAUAUCAACAGUUUGCGUGACUCUAUCCUCGUUCUGGGUGAGACUUGUGAAAAUAUACAUUUGUGACAUUAUUACAUCAAGGAAAGUUGUCUGGCAACGCAAAGAUGUGGAAGUCAGUGGUGGGACACAACGUGAGCUUAAAGGUUGCAGAGGUGGACGACUGGGAAACCGACCCUGACUUUGAGAAUGAUGUGUCAGAACAGGAACAGAGAUGGGGGGCCAAGACCAUUGAGGGGUCUGGUCGAAAAGAACACAUCAGUGUAUCAGAGCUGAGACAGAAGGUGUCCCAGGAGCAUGAGGUGGGGAAGCAGAAGGAGCGAGCGGAGGCUCCCAAGGCCUCUUACGGUUACGGAGGGAAGUUUGGAGUGGAGAAAGACCGCAUGGACAAGGGGGCAGUGGGGCAUGGCUACGUGGCGCAGGUGGAGCAGCACUCAUCCCAGACCGAUGCAAAGAGAGGAUUCGGGGGGAAAUUUGGAGUGCAGAAAGACCGUGUGGAUAAGUCUGCCAUGGGUUUUGAAUACAAGGGAGAGGUGGAGCAGCAUACAUCUCAGAAAGACUAUUCAAAGGGUUUUGGAGGGAAGUUUGGGGUGGAGAAGGAGAAAGUGGACAAGGCUGCUUUAGGUUACGACUAUAAGGGAGAGACCGAGAAGCACCAGUCUCAGAAAGACUAUUCAAAGGGUUUUGGAGGGAAGUUUGGGGUGGAGAAGGAGAAAGUGGACAAGGCUGCUUUAGGUUACGACUACAAGGGAGAGACAGAGAAGCAUGAGUCACAGAAAGACUAUGCCAAGGGCUUUGGGGGACGCUAUGGAGUCCAGACAGACCGCAUGGAUAAAAGUGCAGUGGCCUUCACAGACAUGGAAUCCCCUACCUCUGCCUAUGAGAAGACACUACCAAUGGAGGCAUCAAGUGCAGGGGCAGGCAACCUGAAGGCUCGCUUUGAGAACUUGGCUCGGUCAUCAGACGAGGAGAACAGAAAGCGAGCAGAGGAGGAGAGAGCCAGGAGACAGGCUAGAGAGAAGAGAGAGCAGGAGGAGGCACGACGCAGACAACAGGAACAGAACAGCAGGGAGGAGGAAGCAGAGCAGCAUCAGCCUCCACCUGUUGAAGAGCAGAGACCUCCACCUGUUGAAGAGCAGAGACCUCCACCUGUUGAAGAGCAGAGACCUCCACCUGUUGAAGAGACCAACAGGAAGCCCCAACCACCACAGCUGCCCACUGCCAGGGCAGUGCCUCAGAUACCAAGAGAUGAACCUGAGCCAGUGGAGGAAGAGGAGGAGCCAGACUAUGACCAGCCCCCGUGCCUGCCCCCACGGUCAAUUGACCUGCUGGAGGCGGAGCCACCUCAGGAGCAGACCCCAUCAGAACCAGAGCAGGAGGWUGAGGGAGAGUAUGAGGAUAUCUCAUCAAUACCUUUCCCAGAACCUGAUCCAGCUGUGGAUAAUGACUAUGAGGACCUGACAUGCGGUCAGACAGCAGUGGCCAUUUAUGACUACCAAGGAGAGGCAGAUGAUGAGAUCUCCUUCAACCCGGAUGAUGUCAUCACCAACAUAGAGAUGGUGGACGAAGGCUGGUGGAAGGGACACUGUCACGGACGCAUUGGACUUUUCCCUGCUACAUUCGUGAAAAUGAUGUAGUGAGCGUGCCUAUAGUCUCCAACACAGACAUAUACCUGAGCCCAUAGGACCUGUGGGUCUUUUCACAGGGGGAACAUCAGCAUAUUGAUCCUAUUGCACAGGUAUAGUUUGAUUGUACCAUGGGAGAAUCUCAAUUGCAUACUCCUCUAUCUUCCCUUUCUCGAUACCCAUUGGAGGAGAAGGGACCUCUAGCUUUCUCAUCCAAUGGGUUUUUAGGUGAGGAGGACACAAGGAGUAUACAAUUGAGAUUCUCCCCAUGUGUUUUCUAAUCAAUUGAUUUAUAUCCGGUCAUUUACAUUUACAUUUAAGUCAUUUAGCAGACGCUCUUAUCCAGAGCGACUUACAUGACUACGGUCAGUAGUCAUGAGAUAUAAUGGAUAGUCAUUGUGCUUCAUAUUGCUCAGGGUGGGAUGCAGGCCUUCCCCUUAUAAAAGCUGAUUGCUAAAUGUUCCAGUGAUAUUCUCAUACACUUGCAUUUCAAAGGAUUAUGUAAGUCAUUUAGCUAUGGAAUGUUAUGUUUAAAAACAAUUAACUACAGAGAAUUGUAUUUUGGCUAUUGAUGGAAUUCUCAACUUGAAUUACAUGUUGUAAUUACAUAUGUAAGCAAAGCAUAAUAUCUGAAACACCAGGUUAAAAAGGUUAUUUCUAGAAUCAACUGCAUGUAAUCAAUAAAAUGUCUURAUGUACAGAAACACAUUUAUUUACUCCAACAUGACAACCAGAAGAUUAUAUGGACAGUUUGUUACAUGUAUAAUGAAUGUCUUUGUAAUGAUGGACUAGKCUACAGGAAGAGCAAAUCAAACAGGAAUGGAGCUACCAACAGGCAUUAUUGGGGUAAAAUGUAAAGAAUMUACCAUMUUCUCUUCUGUAUACCACAGCAAUAAGAAAACAUGGCUUUCAUUCAAGUGAAGUAUGUCAAUGCAGUACUAUACCAUUGUGC